This is a messenger RNA of Zingiber officinale, 2529 nucleotides long. RefSeq lists its product as uncharacterized. Lineage: Eukaryota; Viridiplantae; Streptophyta; Magnoliopsida; Zingiberales; Zingiberaceae. Gene Ontology annotation, molecular function: protein binding. The transcript has 2 exons. Gene Ontology annotation, cellular component: cytoplasm. The coding region runs from base 290 to 2245 and encodes 651 amino acids. The record is from RefSeq and is a predicted model, not a curated record.
GAGAUACUGAAUUUUGGGGAAAAGAAAAAGAAAAAGAAGAAGGAAAGAAGUGGCAGAUACAUGCAUUUGUUUGCUUUGAGUCGCACAGAUCAGCCCUCUCUCCCUCUUCGCUGUUCCAUCUCCUUCGUCUUGUCGUCUCCCAGAUUCAGCUGAAACUGCUAGCGAGUUUGGAUUUCUAGCUCCUUUUGGUUUCUCGAUGCUUCUGUUUGCUUGAGGUUGAUUCGGCUUGUGCGGAACCCUCGAGGAGGAAGAGGGGGAGGAGGAGGAGGAGGAGGAAGGAGGCGUCACCAUGGCCGGCUUGGAUCCCAUUCAGUACGCGCACAGCCCAGCGCACAGGGCCGUCCUCGCCCGCGAUUACUCCGCCCUCAAACGCCUGAUCUCCGCGCUGCCGCGCCUGGCCGAUCCGGCGUCCGUCCGCACCGAGGCGGCGUCGCUGGCGGAGGAGGAGAAGGCCGACGCCGUCUCCGCUGUCAUUGACCGCCGGGAGGUCCCCGGGAGGGAGACGCCGCUCCACCUCGCGGUCCGCCUCGGGGAUGCCGUCGCCGUCGAGAUGCUCAUGGCUGCUGGCGCUGACUGGAGCCUCCAGAACGAACAGGGUUGGAGUGCGCUCCAGGAGGCUAUAUGCGCUCGGGAGGAGAACCUCGCUCGCAUCGUCGUCCGCCAUUACCAACCGCUCGCCUGGGCCAAGUGGUGCCGCCGGCUACCGCGGGUCGUUGCCACUAUGCAUCGGAUGCGGGACUUUUACAUGGAGAUCACCUUCCACUUCGAGAGCUCCGUUAUCCCUUUCAUCUCUCGAAUAGCCCCUUCCGAUACCUACAAGAUCUGGAAGCGGGGUUCGAACCUGCGGGCCGAUAUGACACUCGCCGGAUUCGAUGGGUUCAGGAUUCAGCGCUCCGAUCAGAGCAUUCUUUUCCUUGGCGAUGGAUCGGAGGACGGGAAGGUGCCGCCUGGAUCCCUGUGCAUGAUCUCCCACAAGGACAAGGAAGUAAUGAAUGCUUUGGAUGGGGCAGGCGCGCCUGCCACCGAGGCAGAGGUUCAACAAGAAGUCACCGCCAUGUCUCAGACAAACAUCUUCCGGCCAGGGCUUGACGUCACGCAGGCGGUCCUUCUUCCGCAGUUGACAUGGAGGCGGCAGGAGAGGUCAGAAAUGGUUGGACCUUGGAAAGCCAAGGUGUAUGAUAUGCAUAACGUUGUGGUGAGUGUGAAGUCCCGCAGGGUGCCAGGGGCCAUGACGGAUGAGGAGUUCCUCUCUGCCUGUAAUGACAAUGAUACUGAGAAUGAAGAAUUUGAUGAUAUUUUGACAGAGGAAGAGCGGAAUCAAUUAGAGCAUGCACUCAAAAUGGAAUCACCUGACAUAAUUGAUGGCUACCAAGUAGAUGGGCAUAUUGCUCAUCGUCAUAGUUGCUAUGAUCCCAGGGAGAUCGAAAUCCAGGAUGUAGGUAGUAGUAGUAUGCGUGAGGGUAGACAGGAGAGGAAAGGUUGGUUUAGUAACUGGGGAAGGAGGGGAAGCAAUCAAAAACAAGAAGGGCAGAAGAAAAGUGUUGCUCCAAGAAGUUCACUCUGUGUGGAAGAGAAGGUGAGUGAUCUCCUUGGUGACUCUCCAUCUCAUUACCAGAGUAGACCUGGAAACCAUUCAGUAGAGAUUCUUAACAAGGGGGAGGAUCUUAAGAGGGCAAAGGACAGGGAUUCAAAAAAGUCAGGAAUGAGCUCUGAAAAUGGAAACCGCCGCAAAGAGAGUAGCAAAGAGAGUGAGUAUAAAAAAGGUCUAAGGCCUGUUUUAUGGCUCUCUCCAGAUUUUCCGCUAAGGACUGAAGAGCUAUUGCCACUGCUUGAUAUCAUGGCAAACAAAGUGAAGGCAAUUCGUCGUCUAAGGGAUCUGCUCACUACAAAGCUCCCUUCUGGAACAUUCCCAGUUAAGGUUGCCAUUCCAGUUGUUCCUACAAUCCGAGUCCUGAUUACUUUCUCUAAAUUUGAGGAGCUACAGCCAUUGGAAGAGUUCUCGACACCUCCUUCUAGUCCCAUGUGUAUGUCCCUGAAAAAUACAUCAAGCCCAUGGAUUCGAUGGAUAAAGGUACCCUAUCGCCAAAGUAACACCAUGAUCUUAGGACCUAGUAGCCGUGUGGAAGAUAUACAAGAUCCGUUCAUGAUUCCGCCCGACUAUACUUGGAUUACACCCGAAGCUAAAAAGAAGAGGAUGCAGGAGAGCAAGAUCAAAUCCAAGAAGGGAAAGAGUCAAACAAAGUGAAUUAUUGUGGAUGAAAACUAAACUGAAAGAUGUAAUGUGAUGAUGCAUUUGGAUAGAAAAGACUGUCCAUUCGGAAGUUAAUCCAUUUGAUUGGUGAUGGGCGAUGAUUGUUACCGUGUUAAAUUGUAUUUGAACACUGGGCUGGGUUUAUUGUUCAGUUUAAUUUAGAAGAUAUCAAUGGUUAGUCAUGUACAAUAUCAGGUGCUCAUAAACAGAUUUGUUGGAAUAUUGUAUCACUAAAAUUCUGUCCAUAGACAAGUAAGACUAGAAUCGAGAUGAUUUAA